UAUAACAUUGAGAAAUACUGUCAAUGAAAGAGAUGAAAAUCAUAUUAUGGUGAACUCGAAACCACGCAUUGCAUACAGUGUCUAGUAAUAUUUAAUAAAUUUAUUUUCCCUGUCAAGACGAUUUUAAUAUUGGUGAGAGAUUCAUAAACGAACCACAACAGAAAAGUGCUUUGAUUUCCGAGAAAUUGCCUGUGUGUGCGUGUAUGCCGGUUUGCUUGGAAAACAAUAACAAUCCAGCAAGCAAAUUCAAUUAUAAAUUGAAAUUGCUGAGAAACAAGGAACGAAACCAAAUGCGACAUUGCAUCUGCAGUAAAAAGCACACGGGCAAUUAAGAAUUGGAACAAAUGAUACGUGAAUCAACGGCAUAUACUCCCGCACUCGUUUCGGUUGAACUGAUUUUUGGCUUGAAAAGUGAAAUUCGUGUGUGCGUCAAACGUGAAGAAAGUGAUAGUUUUUUUUUAAAUAAAUAAAUAUUAUAUGUAUAAAGUUUAAAACGAAUAGAAAAAAAAGUAUUGUGAUCUCGUUGUGCACGGUUAAUUGUUACACCAGAAUAUUUUUUUCAUAGAUAAAAGAAGAAGAAACAAAGCAAAGCAAAAGCAAAAAAAAAAAGAAUUAUUAACAAACACAAAGAUAGUAAUCAAUAUAUAUACAUAGAGAUAUAAUUCAAAUUAUACGCCUAGAAGUCGUAAAAUUGCCGAUAGUUUAAUGAAUAUUUCACAACAAACGAACGGAGCACACGUUGCUGCGACAAAUAUGACAACACUGUUGCAAAAAAAUUGCAUAAAAACGUUGUCAGUGAAUAAUGGAGUUGUUGUCAUGGGGACGGCACCAAUUGGUAAUGCACCAAUGAUAAAUGCCAAUGUCGUACCGAUCACAACAAAUGUGACCGCCACUAAUUUGCAAACACACACAAUGAUCGCAAAUGCAUCACACAUCCAACCGAUCCAGGCAAUUCAAUAUCAACAAUUGCAAGCAGUUACACAGGCCCAACCACAGUACAUCAUUUAUAAUCCGAGCGAUGGUUCAAUGUUCCGGCCAGUCGUCACCACAACUGCGCCAGUCAAUGCAAUUGUCACCAGUUCUCUCUAUCAGCCUCAACAACAGACUUUUGUCACCGCACAAAACCAUUUACCAAAGAUAGGUGCAAUCAAAGCCACGACUCUGUGCUCAGGUGGACAGCAAAAAGUACUGAAUAUCGUUGCACCACAAAAACAACAAAAAUUUAUAGCAACCACAACGGCGCCGGCUACCAUCCAAAAUACAAACACAAUUCAGCAUAUCAAAACCGAACAUAGUGUGACACAUCCAAUCAUUCAGAAUGGUAGCACCGUCACCACCAGCACCACACACAAUAUCAUUAAUACGACGCCAGUCGCCAGCCAAAUUAUUAGCAGUAGAAAUCAAUCACCCGCAAUUCUAACUGAAUCAAUCAAGUCUGAAGCUCUAGUUACAUCAUCAUUUGUUUCAAAGGCUGCCACCAGUAAUACCAAUGUCCAAAUACCAAACAUUGCUACAACAAACACCGUCACUACAUCGAACGCUGCUGUUGUUGCCGCUACUGCUGCUGCUUCAAAUGCCGUUACUGGCAAUGCUCAGCAAAAUAAUAGAACAAACACAAUGUUAGAUACAAAUAAAACGGUCCCGAAAACGGAGACAAUUGAACAACCUGCCGUUACAACUGUAGCACCUGUAGAACAACCAACAAAUGAAAAUAACGAUGAUGAAAAUGAGCCUGAACCCGAAAUUGACAUUGUCAUCAAUAAUGUGGUGUGUUCGUUUAGUGUACGGUGUCAUUUGAAUCUACGUGAAAUUGCGUUGAACGGACGAAAUGUUGAAUUUCGAAGAGAAAACGGUAUGGUGACGAUGAAAUUACGACGACCGUAUACAACAGCAUCGAUAUGGUCAUCGGGUCGCAUUACAUGCACCGGUGCUACAUCAGAAGAUCAGGCAAAAGUUGGUGCUCGUCGUUAUGCACGGUGUUUGCAAGGUUUAGGAUUUCCGGUGCGUUUUAACAAUUUUCGUGUGGUAAAUGUGUUGGGCACGUGCAGCAUGCCGUGGGCAAUAAAAAUCGUAAAUUUUUCGGAAAAAUACAAAAAGGACGCUAGCUACGAACCAGAAUUGCAUCCCGGUGUCACGUACAAACUAAAAACACCAAAGGCAACACUAAAAAUAUUCUCAACGGGUUCUAUUACAGUGACAGCCGGCAGUGUAGCUGAUGUACAAGCAGCCAUCGAACAUAUUUUCCCAUUAGUUUAUGAGUUCCGUAAGAAGCGUACGCCCGUUGAGCCGGUACCAGCACCGGUUGAAGUGUUUGAUCCGGACAAUGAAGAUGGGCUUAACGAAAUAAUGGGCGAUGAAUCACGCAAUGGCAACAAUAAAAUCAUCAAAAAUAAAGCAAUCAAACGAAAAUAUCCGUUCGGUAUGUCUGAAAAUGAUCCACAUAUUGACAAUAUGAUUGUGUCCGAUGGUUCCGAUGACGAUAUGAACGACCUCGAAGAUGAUGAUGAUCUUUAAAAUUACUGUUGCUUAUACAACAUCAGCAACAGAAGCAGCACUUAAAUUCAAUGCUACAUUGUUUCAGCGAAGAUUUGAAUACAUUCAUAAAGAAGAAGAAGAAAAACAUGAUUUUUUUAAAUGUAAAAUCAAUUGCGCGAUUAGAAAAGAUUAAUAAGAAGAACACGUUGUAUAAAAAGAAACACGAAGAAAAUAAGUAAUAUACUCACCGAACGAAAAUGAAAACUGUUGACAAUUUGUACGCCAUUUGUCAAGUUGCUAUCACAAUAAUUGUGUUUUCGCUAAUCCAAACCAAAAACAAACAUGAAAAAUUGUAACAAAAAAAAAUGGUUAAACAAAAAAAAAAAAAA
Molecule: messenger RNA, 2864 nt
Organism: Contarinia nasturtii (swede midge)
Lineage: Eukaryota; Metazoa; Arthropoda; Insecta; Diptera; Cecidomyiidae
Gene: Trf2
Exons: 5
Coding region: 706-2514 (602 amino acids)
Biological process (GO): DNA-templated transcription initiation
Molecular function (GO): DNA binding; general transcription initiation factor activity
Source: RefSeq, a predicted model, not a curated record